This is a messenger RNA of Toxorhynchites rutilus septentrionalis, 3258 nucleotides long. RefSeq lists its product as uncharacterized. The record is from RefSeq and is a predicted model, not a curated record. The transcript is spliced from 3 exons. NCBI's taxonomy places the organism in Eukaryota, Metazoa, Arthropoda, Insecta, Diptera, Culicidae. The coding region runs from base 1 to 3258 and encodes 1085 amino acids.
AUGCGACAAUUGCGAUGGUUGGUAUCAUUUUGCAUGUGUGUUUCACAAGAAAUAGAGCACCAAGAUUGGAUUUGUACGGAAUGUGAGUCAGCAAAAAGUUCGCAGGAGAAUGCAUUAGGCGCUAAAAAGAAAACUGUAUUGAAAUCGAAACCACUCCAAACUAAGGAAGAAGACAUUAAACAGAAGGUUACGGUUGGUGAUGUGUUUCUGGAAUUACACGAUCAGAACCAGAAACAAUCUCGAAAGUCGUUGAAAGAAGGAUCGGUGACUUCUGGGUUAUCAAAAAAGUCGGCAAAGACAUUGUUGACAAUACAACUCCAGAAAAUUGAGGCUGAAGAGGCGCUUAUGAAGGAAGAAAUAAGGCGAAAGAGAGAGUUAGCAGAGAAAAAAUUCAGUGUAUUAGAAGAAAUAGCUGAAAUAGAAUCAGAAACGAAAUCCGCUGGUGUGCCACAUACUAGUUCAAUGGUGAAGGUGAAAGAAUGGUUGAACGAUGACCAGGCGAUGAAUACUGCAGAUAGAGAAGCUCAUGGUGACGAAGAUUUAUGUGAUUCCGAUAAUGAUGCAGCGAUAUCAGGCAAAGGCGAAGAGGCGUGCGAAGAUGGAAGUCAACAUAACUUGUCAGGUCAGGCAGGUGAGGAUCAGCGUAAAUCUGAAUUCAAUCCACCUAAGCGAUCGACUCCAAAUCACUCGCGAGCAGAUUGCCGCCCGCCAGGUUGUACCACGCGAUUUGCCAAGUUCAGCGGUAAUCCCGACGAUUGGCCAAUGUUUUUCUCCACCUAUGAGAGUACAACGACAAUGUGUGGGUACAGAGACGAAGAAAACAUGAUUCGCCUACGAAACUGCCUGAAAGACGAAGCUCUCGCCGCUGUUCGAAGCUUCCUCAUGCACCCCUCAACCGUUUCCAAGGCAAUAGCAGCGCUCAAGCUACGAUUUGGACAACCACAUACAAUAAUUAGAUGUCUUAAGGAGAAAAUAUUGGCGAUGCCUCCAAUAAAGGGAGACUCCCUGGAUCGACUAAUAGAUUUCGCCUUGUCGGUACAGAAUCUGUGUGCCACUAUUGACGCGUGUGGAACGAAUGAAUAUAUGAAAGAUGUUACGUUACUCCACGAAUUAAUCAACAAACUGACAUCACCCCUGAAACUUGAUUGGGCAAGGUAUCAGAGAACACUGAGCAAAGUCAAUUUAGCAAUUUUCAAUAAAUGGAUCUAUACGUUAGCCGAAGAUGCAUGUGCAGUUACUGAACCACACAGCAAUCAUAAGGGUAAAGUUUUCCUAAAUGCACACUCGGAAGAGCCUGCUGUCGUUGAAGAAAGAUCGUCCAUCGGUGAGUCAAUACAUAACGCGCGGGUUGCCGCUGCUACUCACGCUAAGUCGAGUAAUUCUUCACCGUUUGAAUUGCUGCCACGUGGCUCGAAUACAGACGUCAUAAAAAAAUGCCCAGUUUGCAAAGGCGGAUGCACAAGCGUCGGAUUAUGUAAUAUCUUCGAGAGACUGUCAUAUGAAGCACGAUGGUCUAUAGCACGCGUGAUGAAAAUAUGCCGAAGGUGCCUCAAACAACACAGAGGAGGCUGCAGUGGCAAAGUUUUUGGGAAAAAUGGAUGUACCUUCAAGCAUCAUCCAUUGCUUCACAAAGACUUUGUAAUAUCUCACGAAACAAACAGCCAAUCGAGUCGCGAAUCAGAACAUGACCUUCACACGCACCAAACGGUUUCGAGCGGUGGAUUGUUCCGCUACGUCCCAGUAGAGCUGUAUGGAGCUAGGAAACAUAUUCGAUGCUAUGCAUUCCUUGACGACGGUUCCGCCCUUACACUUAUGGACCAGCAAAUUGCGGAUGAUCUUGAAUUAUUCGGAGCGGUCAGUCCCCUGUGUUUAAGAUGGACUGGAGGUACACACCGUUACGAAGCGAACUCCCAAAUUGUGUCGGUGGACAUAUCUGGGUGUGAAGGUAAAAAGUUUCAUCUCCGUGAGGUAAGAACUGUAGGGGAACUACAACUGCCAUAUCAAUCCCUCGACAUGGAAGAAUUGCGAAGGAAACAUCCGUACUUGUCAGGUCUACCAAUAAAUUCCUAUCACGAAGUACGUCCUCGCAUCCUGAUAGGGUUGAAACACGCCAACGUCACCCUAGUUAGACGCAGUCGCGAAGGGAAACAGGGUGAACCAAUUGCUGUGAAAACCAAUUUGGGAUCGACGGUCUUUGGAGUUAUGCCCGCGGAGCAGUCUACGAAUAUGGUACAUUAUACCUACCACAUAUGUUUUUGUGAUGGAGUUUUGCAACAAGCUGUAAAAGACUAUUUUUCUCUCGAUAGCUUAGGAAUAGCGAAGUUAAGUCAUACGUUCAGUUCCAAUGAAGACGAGAGAGCUUUGUCACUAUUAAAUUCGCUAACACGUUGCAUGGGGGAACGCUUCGAGACGGGCCUCCUUUGGCGCUAUGAUGACGUUCGGUUGCCAGAUAGCAGGCCUAUGGCUCUCAAACGGGCAAAAUGUCUUCGAAGCAGAAUGACAAAGAACCCUCAAUUGGCAGAUUCACUUAACAACCUAAUCGCCGAGUAUCAAUCGAAAGGUUACAUCCGAAAAGUUUCGCAGAGUGAAUUGGUUACGACUUCUCAGCGUGUGUGGUAUCUUCCAAUAUUCCCGGUUUUUAAUCCCAAUAAACCCGGUAAAUUGAGGAUUGUGUGGGAUGCGGCUGCGACGGUACAUGGAACCUCACUCAAUUCUGUUCUUCUGACUGGGCCAGAUCAGCUAACUUCACUCAUCUCAGUACUGCAAAAAUUCAGAGAACAUCGAUUCGCAAUUUGUGGGGAUAUCCGUGAGAUGUUCCAUCAAGUUAGUAUUAGAAAAGAAGAUCAGCAAUGUCAACGAUUUUUGUGGUAUGAAGGUGACGAACAGGAGCCUAGUACAUUUGUGAUGCAGGUCAUGACCUUCGGUGCGUGCUGCUCUCCGAGUGCAGUUCAAUUUGUGAAAAAUAAAAACGCAAAGAGAUUCGAAGUCGAGUUCCCGCGUGCCGUGGCUGCUAUAAUGAAAAACCACUAUGUAGAUGAUUGGGUUGCAAGCGCUGGGACGGAAGAAGAGACUAUUGAACUAGCGAGAGCAGUCCGGCACGUUCAUGCGAAGGGUGGGUUUGAAAUGCGGAAUUGGGUGUCCAACUCCCCUAAGAUUUUAUCAGCCCUUUGCGAGAGACCAACAGGUUCCAAAUAUUUGAACUUAGGAGCUGCAUUAGCUGCGGAGAAGAGUGAUUACGUUUAUAGCCCAGGGCAAUAG